CAUCCACAACGAUUCCUAGGAUGCCAUUCUCACCGAGCGGCUCUCGCUCUGUUUUAGAAUCAUUAAUGGCGGAAAAGGGGAAAGGGCGGUCUAUUGGGAUUGAUUUGGGGACGUCAUAUUCGUGUGUGGCUGCGUGGAAGAACAACCGCAUUGAGAUUAUACCAAACGAACAGGGCAACCGCACCACGCCGUCUCACGUCGCUUUCACCGACUCCCAUCGGCUCAUUGGUGACGCCGCCAAGACUCAAUUCGCCUAUAAUCCCUUGAACACUGUUUUCGAUGCAAAGAGGUUGAUCGGUCGUAAAUUCAGUGACCCAAUUGUUCAGAGUGACAUGGCAAUUUGGCCAUUCAAGGUCAUUACUGAUGCUACUGACAAGCCUAUGAUUGUUGUUAGCUACAAAGGGGAGGAGAAACAGUUUUCAGCUGAGGAAAUCUCCUCAAUGGUGCUUUCUAAGAUGAAGGAUAUCGCUGAGGCAUAUCUUGGAACAACUAUCACAGAUGCAGUUGUUUCUGUGCCAGCUUAUUUCAAUGACUCUCAGCGUCAGGCCACCAAGGAUGCCGGAACCAUUGCCGGCCUUAACGUUAUGAGGAUCAUUAGUGAUCCUACUGCUGCAGCCAUUGCGUAUGGUCUUGAUAAUGGGGGUACUCGCUCUGUGGCAAAGAAUGUGCUCAUUUUCGACCUUGGUGGUGGCACGCUCGAUGUGUCUGUGAUCAAGAUUGUGGCAAAUGACAUUGAAGUAAAGGCUAUCGCUGGGGAUACUCAUCUCGGAGGCCGGGACAUAGACAACAGGAUGGUGAAUCACUUCAGGGAAGAGUUUGAAAGGAAGAAUAAAAAGGAUAUUAGUGGGAAUCCAAAAGCUAUGAGCAAAUUGAGGAAUGCUUGUGAAAGAGCGAAGAGGGGUCUUUCCUCUGCUUUCGAAACCCCAAUUGAGAUUGAAUCAUUGAUAGAUGGGAUUGAUCUGUUUUCGACUAUUAGUCGUGUUACAUUUGAGAAACUCAACAUGGAUUUAUUCAGCAAAUGUAUAGAGCAGGUUAAGAAAUGCGUGAGUGAUGCAAAGAUGGAGAAGAGCGAGGUUGAUGAGGUGUUGCUAAUGGGGGGGUCGAGUAGAAUUCCGAAGCUGCAGGAGAUGUUGAAGGAGUUUUUUAAUAGGAAAGAGGUGCGCAAGACCAUUAAUACAGAUGAAGCUGUGGCUCAUGGUGCGGCAGUGCUGGCAGCCAAGUUGAGUGGUGAAGGCAAUGACAAUGUGCAAAAGCUCAUUCUUUUCGAAGUUACUCCAUUGUCCCUUUGUAUUGAAGUUGAUGGAGAUCAGAUGUUAUGUAUUCCAAGGAAUACACUAAUCCCAACUAGGCGGGUGGAUACUUAUCGCACGGCAGAAGACAACCAGACCACUGUGUCGUUUUUGGUGUAUGAGGGUGAAAGUAGCAAGGCAACAGAUAACAAUCUGCUAGGUGAAUUCAAACUCAAAGGCAUUCCUGCAGCGCCCAGAGGUGUUGCUAAAAUCAAAGUUUGCUUCGACAUUGAUGAGAAUGGUAUCUUGAAUGUGUCAGCGGAACACACAAAGACUGGAGUGAAGAACAACAUCAGCAUAACCAACUACACAGGAAAGGGCAGGCGGUCUGGGAAAGAAAUAGAGAAGAUGAACAAGUUUAAGGAUGAGGAGCCUAGGGAGAAGGUUAAUACUAGGUCUAACUGGGACUGCGCCAACAAAGUGAAAGACGGUCUUAGAAAUGUAGCCAAGAAAACGGAGGAUGCUUACGAGUAUUUGAAAACGAGGCGGGAUCCCAACAAACAUGCAGAGGUUGCUGAUAAUAAAAACAAGAUGGAUGAGCAUGAGACUCAUUGCAAUCAAACAAUGGCCGUUGGAGCCAUUGCCGACCUUAACGUUAUGAGGAUCAUUAAUGAUCCUACUGAUGCAGCCAUUUCGUAUGGUCAUGUUAAUGGGGAUACUCGCUCUGUGGCAAAGAAUGUGCUGAUUUUCGACCUUGGUGGUGGCACGCUCAAUGUGUCUGUGGUCAAGAUUGUGGCAAAUGACAUUGAAGUGAAGGCUAUCGCUGGUGAUACUCAUCUCGGAGGCCAGGACAUGGACAACAGGAUGAUGAAUUACUUCAUGAAAGAGUUUAAAAGCAAGACUGGUAAGAAUAUUAGUAGGAAUCCAACAGUUAUGAGUAGAUUGAGGGAGGCUUGUGAAAGAGCCAGGAGGGAUCUUUCCUCUGCUACCGAGGCCCAAAUUAAGAUUGAAUCAUUGAUGGAUGGGAUUGGUCUGUUUUCGACUAUAAGUCGUCUUACAUUUGAGGGCCUAAACAUGGAUUUAUUCGAAAAAUGUAUGUAUCAGGUUAAGAAAUGCGUGAGUGAUGCAAAGAUGGAGAUAAGCAGUGUCCAUGAAGUGUUUCUGAUGGGGGGGUCGAGUAGAAUUCCGAAGCUGCAGGAGAUGUUGGAGAAUUUUUUUAAUGGGAAAGAGGUGCGCAAGACCAUUAAUCCAGGCGAAGUUGUGGCUUAUAGUGCAGCAGUGUUGGCAGCCAAUUUGAGUGGUGAAGUUGAUGGAGAUCGGACGUUAGUAUGUGAGCCGGUGUAUGAGGACGAAAGAAGCAAGGCAACAGACAAUAACCUGCUAAGUGAAUCCAGACUCGAAGGCCUACCAACAGCGCCCAGAUGUGAUAUUGAAUUCAAAGUGCACUUCGGAAUCGAUGAGAAUGGUAUCUUGAGUGUGUCAGCGGAGCACAUAGAGACUGGAAUGGAGAACACCAUUACCAUCACUAACGACAAGGGCAGACUGUCUAAUAAAGAAAUCGAAAGGAUGAUUCGGGACGCAACGAAGUACAAGGAGGAGGAUGAGGAGUUCAGGGAGAAGGUUAAGGCCAGGUCUAACUUGGAGGACUACGCCUACAAAACGAGAAACGCCAUUAGAAGUGCAGCCAAGCUCGAAUCAAAACACAAGCAGAAGAUGGAGGAUGCUUUCGAGUCUUUUAAGAAGUGGUUGGAGUCCAACAAACAUGCAGAGGUUGCUGAUUAUGAAAACAUGAUGAAAGAGCUUGAGACUGUUUUCAAUACCAUCAUCGCCGAGAUGAAUUAAGAAUGAAAAGUGACGAUUCGCAGGAUCACAUGGUCUGGACCGUUUCCAGACUGUCUACCUUUACUUCAUACCAGUAUUUGUAUUUGUGUGAUGAUUUCCAGGUUGUUUGGUUUAAGACUUAUGUGUUACUCCACGAUAUUGGCUUUGACUAUAGUUUA
Salvia hispanica is the source of this 3229-nucleotide messenger RNA. RefSeq names its product heat shock 70 kDa protein 18-like. NCBI's taxonomy places the organism in Eukaryota, Viridiplantae, Streptophyta, Magnoliopsida, Lamiales, Lamiaceae. Gene Ontology annotation, molecular function: ATP binding; ATP-dependent protein folding chaperone. The record is from RefSeq and is a predicted model, not a curated record.